Synchiropus splendidus (mandarinfish) is the source of this 3340-nucleotide messenger RNA. Its product is annotated as adhesion G protein-coupled receptor E1-like. The transcript has 23 exons. The record is from RefSeq and is a predicted model, not a curated record. Gene Ontology annotation, cellular component: membrane. NCBI's taxonomy places the organism in Eukaryota, Metazoa, Chordata, Actinopteri, Syngnathiformes, Callionymidae. Bases 120 to 3134 code for a protein of 1004 amino acids. Gene Ontology annotation, molecular function: calcium ion binding; G protein-coupled receptor activity. Gene Ontology annotation, biological process: adenylate cyclase-activating G protein-coupled receptor signaling pathway; cell surface receptor signaling pathway.
CACGAUUUUGCCCUCACUCACCAGGGAAGCCAUGACUCUACUUUGGUCAAAAACACCUUUUGGCAAUCUCAGAAAACCUAAAAGCAAGUGAAAGGAACAAAAUAUAGGACUGACACUUCAUGAUGAGUUGCGCUUCCGCACUGCUUCUUCUAGGUUUCCUGCUUAGACUUGUGGCCUCUUAUCCUGAGGGCUCGUGCGAUACAUAUGAAAACAUCAGCGAACCAUAUCGCAACAGUGCCUUCAGUUCCACGACCACGAGCGUCUACCCUUUAAAGGACACAAAGCUGGUGAACAAGUGGGUGCGCUUUGUUGGAAUUGGCGGCGACAAAGUUGCUGAGGCUUGUCCACCCACAAAUCAUGGAAGCACAAUGUACCCCCUGUAUUUUCCCACCACGUUACCAAGUGAGGUAAACGGCAGCCUGAGUGGGGACAUAUAUAUGAAUACAGGGAGCUGUACCACUAAUGGUGUCAAAGUCACAGUAGCGCAGUGUCCUGGAGGAUUUUUUGUGUAUAAACCAGAUGCCCAUGCACAUCCUGACAGUGCCUUUGUGACAGCGCAUUUUUCGUGCGGGGCUGACUCUUGCGGACCACUGGCGGAGUGUAACUCUGGAGGCGGCUGCAUUUGUGUUACUGGCUACAAAGUCCCAGAUGACACCACUCCAACAGAAAACUCCUUCGGCUGUGCGGAUAUAGACGAGUGUGCGGUUGCAUUGGCCUGUGGGUCUCAUGCAACCUGCGAGAACAAUGAGGGCUCGUUCACCUGCACAUGCAUAGGUGGCUAUGAAGUGACAACAGAGGGCACCCCAGCAGGAACAAGCAAUCCAUGCAUAGAUACUGAUGAGUGUCUCACACACCCGUGUGGCCAGUAUGGCACCUGCGCCAACUCACAAGGAGAUUACGCUUGUACCUGCCAGGCUGGCUUCGAUCUUUUCCGCGGGGACAGACCUGAAUGUGUCGAUAUCGAUGAGUGUCUGGAAGACGGUGUCUGUGGCCCAAAUUCUGCGUGCCAUAACAACCCUGGAAGUUUUACGUGUACGUGCCUCGUGGGUUACGAGCCCACCAACACUGAACUCUCUGCUAGCGUUGUCAACAUUUGCACUGAUAUUUCUGAGUGCACGGUUGAUGAAAAAAUCUGUGGACCGGAUGCCAACUGCACCAACACCAUUGGCUCAUACCUCUGCCCCUGUUUCUCUGGAUACCGAAAGAACAAUGAGCACAAGAUCGCCAGCUAUAUGAACCCCUGCCUAGAUAUCGAUGAGUGCGCAGAGACGGAGGAUAUUUGUGGUCGAGCGACAAUAUGCACUAAUGCUCCGGGCACCUUCUAUUGCUCUUGUCCUGAUGGAUUCUACCCUUCCACUGGGAUUGUGUGGACAAUGGACGUCAGUUUCUGUCAGCGUAAGUCACUUCCAUUCUCACCUAAGUGGCAUGGCACUAAAUCGAUUCUGCCGUGUUUCACAGAGCUUACUGAAAUUCUAGAUGCAUUAGAGGGUGACAACAAACAGAAGGCGUUUCUUGACAAUAUGGAGCAGGACAUCCUCAACAAUUCGGGCGCCGCUGUGCCAGAUGCGACUGUAGUCAACAGCAUGACAGCAUCAGUGGACGUGGUGGCGUUGGAAUCACAGAGCAAGUCUAGUGGUCUCAGCAGCGAGGGGGAUGCAGAAGUUGGCAGUUUGAUUCUGGGCCUCUCAGAAACUCUGAUCAACAAGAUAGUGAGCCCGAACGAGAACGGGACGCACAAACACAUGCACACCCGCAGUGUUGAUUUGGACAUCAGAGGCAUCGGUCCGCGGAAUCCAGGAGAAUCCACAGCCAAUCUAAGUGCGAACGGAAACGUCAUGGAAAUCAACCUGCAGGGCCUCGCUGGUCAUAAUAAUGGUACGGCAGCUGCCGCUUUCGUGACGCUCAACGGCCUGGAGAACCUGCUCAGCCAUACCUACUUCAAAACAGUGAACAAGACGGAGAUGAUGUCGGACAUUCUGACCGCAUAUCUGCCGACGGUGAACAACACCAACCUGACGGAGCCGGUCAACUUCACCAUCAUGCACAAGAUGAGGGCUCCCGAGUCUGGGUACAUGACCUGUGUCUACUGGGCUGACAAGGACGGUGAGCAUGGGUCCAAAAAAAGUCCAGACCAGAUGAGGUGGUCCCAGGACGGCUGCUGGUCGUUGUUCUCAAAUGAGAACUACACGAUUUGCAGCUGCAUCCACCUCUCUACCUUCGCUCUCAUCAUGCAGAUUGGGGAGCCUCCUCCAGACAAUUCUUUCUUGGAAUGGCUCAACCGAGUGUGUGUCAUUGUGGGACUCUUCUUCUUCGGCCUGGCCAUCCUCACCUUCCUGCUGUGCAGCUGGAACCCCAAGAUCAACAACACGGCCCGUCUCCACCUCUGCCUCAGUCUGGCCAUGUCGCACCUCCUUCUGCUCUGGAACGACGAAUACGUGGAUGAGGAGCUGGCCUGCACGGUCAUCGCGGGGCUUCUCCACUUUCUGAUCAUCGCUAGCUUCAUGUGGAUGCUGCUGGAAGCCCUCCAGCUUCACCUGCUGGUCCGCAGGCUCUCCAAGGUUCAGGUGAUCCAGAGAGACGGCCUUCCAAAACCCGCCCUCUACCUCGUCGGCUACGGCGUCCCCCUUGUGAUCGUGGGUGUUUCCGCACUUGUGUAUUCAGACGGAUAUGGUGUCACGGCAACGAAAGACUGCUUUCUUUCAGAUAAGCGUAAUUUCAGAUGGUCACUAACCGGCCCACUGAUCUUCAUUCUUGGGGUUAACUUCACUCUCUUUUUGGCCACACUAUGGAGUUUGAAACCCACGCUAGCCAACAUGAAGAGUGGUUCUCAGUCCAAAGACACCAAGAUGGUCGUCUUCAAGAUCCUGGCCCAGUUUGUCAUUCUGGGCUGCACCUGGAUUCUUGGCUUCUACCAAACAAACCUUUUCUUCCAGGUUCUCUUUAUCUUCCUUAACUCCCAGCAAGGAACCUUCCUCUUCAUCGUCCACUGUGUGCUCAACAAGGAGGUGAGAGAGGAAUACAUUCGAUGGCUGUCGUGUGGAAAGACCAAAACGGAGGAGAAAGACGCACCCUCUGUCACCGAGGACUUCGACAAGCAAGAGGAACAAACAGAUGAGAAAAAAAAGCAGGGAUGAUUGAAAACUCUUAUAGAUGAAUCCACAGCUUCCUGUGUCUGACUGUACAUUUAAUAUAAUCCUUCAUUGUAUCCUUUAUGUUUCUCUUGUUUAUAGCACGUCACAGUUUCUAGACGCCAAAAAGACAUGCACUGACUUCAUUUGUUUAGGUGUGGACGCUUCCACAAACACUCCGCUGUACAUGCAACAAGCCUAAAUAAACAAAC